AUGGCGUUCUGGCGCGCGUGUGUGAAGGUGGAAAUGUUCCUCAAGGUGAUUAUAACGGGGGGCGGGAGGGAGAGGGGGUGGUUUGGGUGGGGGGAGGAAAGGGGUGGGAGGGAUGGGAAGACGGGGAAAGUUAUGGGGGCAAGCGAGGGGAGAAUGGGGGCGGGCGGGAGAGUGGGUUUGAUCUGUCGCAGCAUAGGACUGUAUGACGUGAACGUCUUCACCCUUUCCCCGCUCUUCUCCCCUCUUGCCCUCCCACACCCCCUUUACUCUCUCACUUCCACCCCCCCGCCCCUCACCCCCUCUCCCCUUUGUGCGGGGCAGAUCUGUCGCGGCAUAGGGCUGUACGACGUGAAAAUCUGUCGCGGCAUAGGGCUGUACGACGUUAAUGUGUUUACCCCACCUGAUCUGGUGGAGAGGCGGGAUCUGAGGCGGGUGUAUCUGUGCCUGCGCACACUCAGCAAGCGCACCAUCGGAAUCAAGGUGGGUCAGCCGAGUCAACGCGGGUCAUAUGCGUCACGAACACCACCCUCCCCACGGGUUUCUGCCCCUCUCACCGCUUCCAACUCCUCCCUUCACCUCCCUCCUCCUGCCACUGCCUCUGCUGCUGCUGCUACUGCCGCUGCCCCUGCCGCUGCCCCUGCCACUGCCCCUGCCACUGCCCCUGCCACUGCCCCUGCCGCUGCCCCUGCUGCUUCCUCUCGCUCCCCAGCCACGUUUGGCAAUCCUUCAAGUGAGGUCCUUCCCUCCCCCCCAUCUCCCUCCCUCUGCUCCGCUCCCCCCUCCGCCUUCCCCUCCCCCUCGCUUUCCCCCACCCCCUCCGUCUCCCCAGCUUCUGAUUCCCCAAGCUCCUCUAUCCUACCCGAACCGGACCAACUCCUUCCCCUCUCCCCCUUCCCCUCCGCAUCCUCCCUCGCAUCUUCCCUCAAUUCCUCUCGCUCCUUCGCCACUCCCACCAGUGCUGCCUCCUCCUUCACCCUUGCCACCGCAAUCACACCCAGGCAGCCAACACCCCCCAGUGCCCACACCUCCCCUCUGCGCUCCAUCUCCCCUCCCACCGCUUUCCACCCAUCCGAACCGGAGUCCAUCCCUGACACAAGCACAAUGGGGAGGGGCGGAAGGGGGCGGAUGGGACAGCGAGAGGAGUUAGGUUUAUUAGAGCAGCAGCAGGAGGGGCAGCAGGGGAGGGGGUUGGGGGCACGGAAAUGGCAGCUGUUGGCAGCAGCUGGUGCGGCAGUGCUGGUGGGGGGAGCAGUGGUGAUGGCAGCGCAGCGACAUCAACGGCUGAGAUCGACCGGAGCGAGCAGCGAUUGGGAGAGUGAGAAUCCGAGGAGGAGGAGCAGCGACUCACGGAGCAGAGGCACCCUAGGCAAGGGGAAGGGCUCAGCUGAAGCGGGUUUGGAGGCAGCAGUUGGGAAGGUGGAGUCUGAGGGAGGGUUUUCCCACUGGCUGGCUUCUAUGCCCACUGGCGCAAAGCUCAGUGAGAAGGAGUUUGAUGAGAGGUUCAAGGAGCUUGAGAAGGAGGCGGUGGAGGUGGAGGAGGAGUUUCUACGCUGUCUGGGGCCUGCCUAUAACGAGUACGGGGACAACGAUGACGAUGAGGAGGAGAUGAUGUCCUUCAUUGCUGCAGUCACCAGCAAACCCGCCCCGGUUAAGAGCGGCACUGGCGAGUUUGACAAAUGGGCACCGUUUGAUGAGGCACACUUGACCAUCGACCCGUUCCAGGGGCGGAAAGGUUCCUCCUCAGCCACGGAUGCAGCAAAGGCUGCAGGAAAGGGUGCAGCUAAGGGUGCAGGGCGGGGUGUGGGUGGUGGUGGCUCUAUCGGGAGGGCUGGAGGCCGUGUGCAUGAGGUGCAGCCAGGAGAGACCCUUUCUGGGAUUGCACUCGGGCCGAGCUCCUUUACGUGCUGCCUGCUGCGGCAUUCCCCGCUGUCUCUUGUCUCUUACGCAUCCUCCCCAUCUUCACCUCCCCCUCCCCCCUUCUUUUCCCUCCUCCCGCUUCGCGUCCCCCCCACCCUCUCUCCCGGCCCCUCCCCGCUUCCCCUCCAUCCCGCUCCGCCUCAGGAGGACGCGACGCCACUGCGCCAUGCACUGCGAUACGGCACGAGGCAGUGGGGCGAGCUCGAGAGAUGCUCCCUGCUGCUUGCCGCCGCACUCCCCUCGCUCUUCUCUGCCCCCCCUCACGACCCUCUGUCAUCCCCUUCCCCUUCCCCCCUUUUCUCUCAGGAGGACGCAACGCUACUGCGCCACGCGCUGCGCUACGGCACGCGGCAGUGGGGCGCGCUCGAGAAGAGCUCUCUGCUGCCGCACCGGGACAACAAGUCCUGCUGUAACCGCUUCCUCUUCCUCAAAAAGUCAGCCGCCUGUUCCCCUGUUCCCUCGUUCCGCAUAGAAGUUUCUCUCCCCCCCUCCGCUCUAAUCAAACACAUCACAAAGACUUGUUCCAAUCCCUGCCUACUUGAAAAAUCAUUCACAUCACUUCAGCUUCAAGCCUUCUACUACAGCUUGCAUGCCGCGCCUAUAUUUCUGCGUCUUCCUGCUCCGGCCCUUCCACUCGCCUAA
This is a messenger RNA of Closterium sp. NIES-65, 2559 nucleotides long. Lineage: Eukaryota; Viridiplantae; Streptophyta; Zygnematophyceae; Desmidiales; Closteriaceae. The record is from the annotation of a GenBank genome assembly.